This is a messenger RNA of Effrenium voratum, 1188 nucleotides long. NCBI's taxonomy places the organism in Eukaryota, Dinophyceae, Suessiales, Symbiodiniaceae. The record is from the annotation of a GenBank genome assembly.
AUGGGCGAGAAGGCAGCGCUGUGCCUCACGGGGCAUCUCCGCAGCGCCGCCCGCGAUGCCGCGCGGCUCUUUGUGGAGCCGCUGCGCCACGUGGUGCUCGGUCCCCUCAGACGUGCCGGAUACGAUGUGGACGUUUUUGCUGUGACAGACGCCGGCGAGGACGACUGCGAGCAGACCCGGACGAUGUUGCGGCCUUUGAAUCUGCAAGCCCUGCACUGCGUGCCCGCGGUGGAUGUUGAGGACGUGCGAAGGAGAGAGGAGCGGUGGCUCUCCAAGGGCCCUCACACCGUGUGGGACCGGCAAGCCUUCCUGGGCCAGCUGAAGAAGGUGCGGGUCUGUGAUGAGCUCCUGGAACAGUCUGAGCAGCCCUACCGCCUGGUGGCGCGCUCGCGGAUGGAUGCACGCUGGCACCGAUUCCCUGAGGAUGCGCGCCAGUUGGAAGUGCCUGGUGUCAUAUGGCUACCCCUCCGCUCUGUAGAGAGCACCGCGCAGUAUAUGAGCGACCAGUUUGCCAUCGGGAGGUAUCCUGAGAUGCGCGCCUACUUGCGCGUCUAUGAUGAAGCACUGGAUCGAGGGCAAUGGAAGCUGUACCGCUCCUUCGAGUCGACCCCCGAUGGCCUCGACACCGAGGAGCUCUGGCAGGUGAGCCUUUUGAAAGCGGGGGUCAUCGCCCGGCAGCACCGGGAGAUUUGCUUCAACCUGUUGGCCAAAAAGUCUUCGGAUCCUUGGCAAGAGCGGGAGGACAACUGCCGACACCCGGAGCUGCACCGAAAUGGCUACAUCACUGAUACCGCAUGGUACAGGGUGCCCCUGGCCACUUUGCCUGGCAUGUUCUCCUUCGACGUGCUCUUCACCAUGCGGCUGCUGCACCUGUUCUUCGCGGAGUGGACUCGUAUCGGCCGGCCGGCAAAGGUGCUCGAUUUGGGCUGCGGCCGCGCGACGAUGAUCGAGCGCUGGCUCAAGUUCCAUCCGGCCAGCAUUGCUGGCGUUGACAUGUUGCCAGGGCUGCGGAAAGUCCUGGGCCACGACCUCUUGGAGUUGGACCUAUCGCAGCGACUGGAGCUCAGGGACUUCACCAGCACAAGGACCUGCAAGUUUGUGGAUGGCUUAGUCUCCUUGCGGCGCGUGCUGGCUGCCGCAGAAGCCGUCGGUAUGACGACGGAGGAGGCAUUUCAGAGAAAAUCUUGA